AUUGACCAAGACGUUUUUAUAAGAAAAGAAAAGAAAAAUACUCGUAAUACUGUUAUAAAUUUAAUAUAAAAUAAUGGCGUCUUAUAAAAAUAUGUUCGGAUUAUGGUCUAAUGAUUCGAAACUUGACGAAAAACUUGGACUCACGGAAGGACAAAAAAAACUUGUACAAAAUACUUGGGCUAUUGUAAAGAAAGAUCAAGUUGCAUCCGGUGUUGCCGUCAUGUUGGCUUAUUUUAAGAAACAUCCGGAACAUCAGCAAAGUUUUAAACCAUUCAAAGAUAUGCCAAUAGAUCAGUUACCUAGCAAUAAAAGAUUUCAAGCUCAUUGCGCGGGUAUAAUAGCUACCAUAAGUACCGUUAUAGAUUCUUUGCAAGAUUUUGAUUUAUUGGUAGCAAACAUAGAAAUUUUUACCGAAAGACACAGAAAACGUGGUCAGACACCAAAGGAAUUUGAGGAUUUAAAACCGGUAAUGGUGGAAAUUCUUCGAGAAGCUAUAGGAACCGAGUACACGCCAGAAGUGGAAGAAGCAUGGGCUAAAACACUGGACGUUUUCUUUGCAACAAUAUACGCUAAUUUGGGUUAAAAAGAAAUGUUUCUUUUGAAAAAAAAUCUCUCAAAAGUAUAUUACUAAUAUAAAAAAAAAGCAUUACAUUCCUUGCAUGCGUUUUAUGAAAGUUUAUAUAUUUAACAAAACAUAUAUAUAUAUAUAUUAUUUUAAAAUUAACAUCUAUUGGGGUUUAACUUUUAAAACAAGAUGAAUAGUUAUUUAAAAAAUCAUAUUUAUUAACUUCCUUUAUCCAUUUUCUGUUGCAUUUUUCAAAUAUAAAAUUACAUUAUUUUAUCUCUGAUCAGUCAUUGAUGCCUAUAAAUUAGAUAUAAUAAUCUGUAACAUCGAUUAAUUAUAAAAACAAUAAAAGAUUAUU
Messenger RNA from Polistes canadensis, 923 nucleotides. RefSeq names its product globin CTT-E/E' (gene Glob1). Gene Ontology annotation, molecular function: oxygen binding; heme binding. The record is from RefSeq and is a predicted model, not a curated record. Gene Ontology annotation, biological process: oxygen transport. Gene Ontology annotation, cellular component: hemoglobin complex; extracellular region. The transcript is spliced from 3 exons. Lineage: Eukaryota; Metazoa; Arthropoda; Insecta; Hymenoptera; Vespidae. The coding region runs from base 74 to 583 and encodes 169 amino acids.